Molecule: messenger RNA, 592 nt
Organism: Lachancea nothofagi CBS 11611
Lineage: Eukaryota; Fungi; Ascomycota; Saccharomycetes; Saccharomycetales; Saccharomycetaceae
Source: the annotation of a GenBank genome assembly
AUGUCUAGAGUUGUUACUAGCUAUAAGAAAAAACAAAAUGAGUCGUUCUACCUGCGCUCUUGGAUAGCUCCGGAUAUACUUGAUCUGGCGCGUAUUCAUGUAGGGUUUCCAAUCUGGCCCCGACUGGAUAAAUUGAUUCCAUCGUGUGACACGACGAGCUCUUCGCUAUUCAAUCCGCAAAACUUGCAGAACAAACGCCAUUUCGUGAAAGUCACUGGGUUCCACAAAGUCCACAAUUAUACCGUAUAUGGCUCAGUCCGCGACGACUUUUGCCAUAUCCUUAGUUGAAUUCACGCCACAAUGUGUCAGUGAGUUCGAACGAUAUCACUCGAUACGCAUAACGGACAAGACUGUCAACACGUUAUUUUUAAUAGGAGACGUGGCAAUGAAGUACGUACCUGUGCGGGAGCUCCAUGACCCUAGAAAGUGGUCCAUGAUGCUCGGUCUAGAUCCACGCAUUUCAGUGGUACCUGUAUUAGUAAUUGGGCAAUGUCUUGCGUUCGAUCUAGACCAGGUAGAGGCUUCUGCCAAAUUUCCAUACCUUUACCACCUCGAGUCCUUCAGUGCCGUAUUCGGGAGAGAACUAAGCUAA